Messenger RNA from Cylicocyclus nassatus, 1228 nucleotides. The record is from the annotation of a GenBank genome assembly. Lineage: Eukaryota; Metazoa; Nematoda; Chromadorea; Rhabditida; Strongylidae.
AUGGUUGCAAACCUCUUACGUGAUAUCAUGAUCAAAAUUACUAAGCCUAUUUAUAAUGAAAUUUCGCUCAGCGAAGUUCUCGGCGUGGUUACAGUUACAACGCGGAUUGCAAUGUUUUUUGCUGGUGUCCUUAGAAAGUUCGCGCGUCUUGGCUAUAAAAGACGUCGCUUAAACCGGGAAACGGUUCGCUGUGCUGCUGCUCCACCCAACGUGGGUUUUCAGCUUCUGUCGAAUCAUGGUCGUGCUGUCAGUCUCGGUAUUGUUCUAGAGAUGGCCGACCAGUCAAAGUUGAUCGAGACAGAGUCGGUGAAGCGAUUCGCCUUCGUGGGUGUCACCAUCUCGACAGUGGCCACUCUGACAGCCAUUAUAGCCGUGCCUAUGCUUUGCCUCUACAUGCAGCACAUCCAAUCAGGACUACAAGACGAACUCAAUUUCUGUCGCUCAAGGGGAGAGAAUGUGAAAGCUGAAUUCAACAAGCUUGCUUCGGUUCGGCAAGCCGUCGUAGCGAGUCGCAAAAAACGUGCGACCGGCUGCUGCUCAUGCGGUACUGGACCUCCAGGACCUCCAGGACCACCAGGACUCGACGGUCCUCCAGGCAGAGACGGAGUCCCCGGGUCUCCUGGCGCACCGGGAGCAGAUGCCCCUCAAGGAGAAAUUCAUCCCGAACCAGAAGAUUUCUGUUUUGAGUGUGAGCCAUCUCCACAAGGACCUCCUGGCCCACCUGGCAUGAAAGGCCCCGAUGGAAUGCCUGGUUCACCGGGAGAACAAGGGCCACCAGGAAGGCCAGGAUUUCGUGGACCUCCUGGACCGCAAGGACCACCAGGAGAUCCCGGACCCGAUGGAGAGCCCGGCCCACCAGGACAGCCUGGACAGGUUCGUACGAUGCCUUCACCCGCAGGAGAACCAGGCCCACCCGGAGAACCGGGACCACCUGGACCUCCAGGGCCAGAUGGCCGUCCUGGUAACCCCGGGCGAGCAGGGGCACCCGGUCCGCCGGGUGAGAAUGGACCUGAUGGAGAGCCAGGCAAAGACGGGGAAGAUGGACCACCGGGAGAACCUGGAAAGGAUGGAGCUCAUGGAUCUUGCGAUCACUGUCCGGUCCCUAGAACUGCUCCAGGGUAUUAGUCUCUUGAUUAUUUUCAAAAUAUCAUUUUCAAACAGGAUACCUCUGAGGUCGCCGUUCUCAUACUAGCCUCAUUAUUGUAUAUUAGCAAUGCAUAAAAUAAAG